Molecule: messenger RNA, 3065 nt
Organism: Rhagoletis zephyria (snowberry fruit fly)
Lineage: Eukaryota; Metazoa; Arthropoda; Insecta; Diptera; Tephritidae
Product: lebercilin-like
Biological process (GO): intraciliary transport
Cellular component (GO): axoneme
Source: RefSeq, a predicted model, not a curated record
AUACAUUUUCCAAUUUCCAAUGUCGAUUUUCCAGUGAACCUUAAUUGGAGGACCAACCCACUCUCAAACAAAAGGGCACAUUUGUGGUAUGCAAAAUAAUCUGAGUUACCCACUUGAGAAACGCAUGGAUAACAAUUUGAAUUUGAACUUUAUUAAACUUUUUAUCAAACCAUGGAAGAAAUGAGGGUCAAAAAUUUUGCAUAGAUUAGGAAAAAAUUGGAAAAAAAUUUGCUUUGACCAUUUUGGGAAGCCAAAUAAAUAAAAUAAAAAAUAAAGUUUAUCUGGCUGAAAAUGGCAAACCUCCGAGUGUAUUUCUGCCAUGAAAAACAAGUGUUCAUAGAAAUACCACCGCAUUUCACAGUCGGCGUAAAACUGUAGAUCCCUCUCCUUUGUGCGACAACAUCAAGGCACACGCCACAAUUCGGAUCGCCAAUCUAUUAUUAUUAUUAUUAAAUGCGUAAUUUUCACCAAGAUCUGCUGAACUGAGAGCCCCGAUCGCAAAUUCGUAAAUGCUUAGAUCCUUAUUUUCAAUGUAUACCUACUUGACCAAAAAAAAUAUUUUCUAAUCGAAAAUUUAUUUAAGAUUUUUGCAUAAGUUCCAAAAAACUUACAUUCAAUUACACAGUGAAACUCGGUAAAGCCUAAAACAAAUCAUAUUACCUAACACCAAUGCGGCCUGGUCGGCCAAGCGACGAUGAAAGUUGUUUGUAACCUAGGAAACUUCAUUAACAUGAAUGCAAGCGUCAAAGGCUUCACCUGUCGUCCUGUGGCCAAAGGAAUAAAAAUAAACAAUAACAACCAGCCUUAAAGAAAAUACUUUCUCAAAAAAAAAAAAAAUUUGCUUCAAGUGUCUUCAUCAGUUUUAAUAAAUAUUGUUUUAAAGAAAAACACACAAAAUACUUCAAUUUUAUUAACUGCAAUACGUUGUUUAUAUUUUGCUAGUUGAUUCCAAUUUAUCAUCGUAUAUUAGAAAAACAAAAUUGUGUAUCACAACAGCCGACGGACGUAUACGUAACCUAAAUGGUCUCACCGCGAAAGUCAACCUCUGCAUUGAGCCUCAUUCCAGAGGAACGUGGCAAACUGCUGCCGGUGUCCACAAAGAGCUGUGAGAGCCUUUACUCGAAUACGUCCAGUUCGAAAAGUUCAAUUAAUAACUUAUAUCGGCGCAAGCAAAACGCCGGCAAUGUCGGCGGUGCAGGUGGAAACAUGGGCCGCCACUCUACACUGAUACCCGCCACAACAGAAGUGCGCCAACGCGUAUUAUCCGCUCGCCGUCUACGCAUGAAAACAUUUCAAAAUCAAUUGGCCGAUGCACAGCAAACAAUUGCGGAUCUCGCACAUGAAAAUCGUAUCCUACGCACGUUACAUAAGCGCCAGGACUCCGCCUUGGCCAAAUAUGAAUCAACAAAUGCUGAAUUGCCGAAACUUUUACACUCCCACGCCGAAGAGUUGCGCGUGUGGCAGGCAAAGUACCGCCACCUACAGCAGAUCAACAAGGAGCUCGAGCAUAAACUUAAAGCAAAAGAGUCUAUAAUACUCACGCUCAGCGAUCAAAACAAAUACUAUAGUCAACUGAAUAAGGAUAGGAACCUUGAAGAAAGACAGCGUUUGUCCGAGAAGUUGGAAAAGCUUGAAACUCGUUUACAGGAGAAGGAUAACGACAUGAAGCUACUGGCACGUCGAGUUCAAAUCGAGACCAAAAAUUUCAAACAACAAUUACUUACCGAACAAAAGCGAACAAAGGAUGCUUUGAUGAAGCUGGAAAAGGCUCGAUUGGAGCUAUCGGGAUAUCGAAAACUAGACGAAUUAGGUGAUAAGUUUUCCACACUCAGCGUGGGACGACGUACAACGAACCCCACAGACGAAUCAAAAUUGGAAAAAGAUUUAGAGCGGAUUCUGGCAGAUGAGGUAUUAGAUGAAGAUGAGAAAGAUCUAGAUGCAAAUUUCGAUCCCGGAAGUCAACGUUCAGCCAAAAGUCCAAAUAAUUUUACAGCCGAAAGCUCUUUGGGCUAUGGAAAUCGCAAAACAGCUUCGUCUCUCACAGUGGGUAAGUCGCGAAAGCAGCGACAGGAAGGCGGCGGCGGCCUAAGACCUGUGACAAGGCAGCAACAAUUAGCCCGACAGCAGUUGCUACAAGGAUACCAAAGGAAAACACAACAAAAGGAUGAUCCGGCGCAUGAACAUCUCGCCGCCAUAACAGAUUACGAGGUUGAAUAUGACAACGAUCACAACGGCGAGUUCCCGGGAGCUAGCGAUCGCCGCCAGAACAAUCGAAGCGGCCGUAAAUAUGAUAACACAGGGGACGGUGAUGAAGAGCUUGGCGAGGUGGACGGAGAUUAUGAGGGAGAGGAAGAGGAGGUCAAUGGUGAUUCCAGCCGAAAAGCGGACGACGACGAAGUGGUACCACGUGGCACCUUUAACGCCAAGUAUUUAGUAGAGGGAGAGGAAGAACAAGCACUAGAAAGCUUAAAUGACGAGAACGGUGAAGAUGAUGAUGAUGAUGAACGGGAUGUUGUCUGCCAUACCGCCAAGAAAACUUCACACAUGAAGGAAGAGAUUUCCAGCAUACGCAAACAAAUCUCCCAUGACUACAAAGAGCGAGAGGCCUUUCUGGACACGUUUUGCCGACAGGCCAAUAGUGGAGUUCUAUUAGAUGAAACCCCAAAAAAGCGAAGUAGCAUCACUUUGGGUCAGAAUCUGCCUAGCAAUCGUAAAAACAAAUUGCUUGCUGCGCUCAAAGCCAUCGACGAUAACAAGAGUCAGGACUAAAUAGCUAGUUUAUAUCUAUGUCUGUGAUUUUUAAUCACAAACUUUUGUUGCUGCUUUUAUAUGUACAUACAGGCUGCGUUUCUUUAUACAUUCCAGAUAAUCCUAUUUCACAGCCAGAAUAAACAGCAUCAUCAGCAACAUUCUAAAGAACAAGUAAACAAAAAAGUUUUUUUCAAAACGUUCAGAAUGAAUAAAGAAACCCAGCCACAAUGCAAAUAUACUAUGAAUAUUUAAAUAAAACUUGUUUGCUUUUAUUUUUUCUAAUCAAAGUACUUACAAAAGCCUAUACAUACUAA